AUGAAGGUGCCUUUGUACGCAACCGCUGGUGUUGCGACAUCUUGUGUUGCGUUCCUCUUUGGAAUGGACACUGGAAGUAUUGGUCCCAUCACUACCAUGUCCUCUUUCAAAGACACUUUUGGUGAUUUCUCUGCCACGAUUCAUGGCGUUAUUGUCUCGACUAUUCUUAUUCCUGGAGCUUUGACUGCCCUUGUCGCUGGUGCUUUGGCGCAUCGCUUCGGACAUGUGAGACUCAUCGCUAUAGGCUCUGUCAUCUUCGGCAUCGGUGCCGCCAUUGAAUGCGGUGCGCCCUACCUCGGCGUCUUCAUCUUUGGCAGACUCAUAAAAGGUAUGGGAGAAGGACUCUUUUUGAGCAACGUCUAUGUUCAAGUUUCGGAAAUGUCACCGUCUCGCGUGAGAGGUAUCAUGACUGCGUUACCGCAAUUUCUUAUCACUACUGGAAUCGUGACUGGUUACUUCACUUGCUAUGGGACAUCGCGACUGGGCGAAUCUUCUAUCACUUGGCGCCUACCGUUGGCCAUCGUUGCAUUUCUCGGAGUCCUUUUGUCUAUGGUUGCACUCAUUGUUCCACCUUCUCCAAGAUGGCUUCUAUCUAAAGGCCGGGUGGAUGAAGCGAGAGUCGUGUGCAGACAACUCGGAAUUGACGAAGUCGAAGAAAAGGAACUCCUCGCUCAAGAUUACGACGCACCUGCCGGCCUGGAUGGCGAAACGACGCUCUGGCAAGAUAUCCAACACACCUUCAAGGACUUUAGAUGCGCAUUCUCAGCACCUUACCGAGGUCGAACAGCAUUUGCGUGCUUUCUCAUGGGGAUGCAGCAAUUCAGCGGCAUUGACGGAGUUUUGUACUACGCCCCGAUCCUAUUCACACAAGCUGGCCUCAGCGGUGAAAAGGCUUCCUUUUUAGCAUCCGGCGUGUCGGCUGUUGUUAUUCUUGCUGCCACACUUCCCGCAACCAUCUUUGCGGAUAGAUGGGGCAGACGCAUGCAGAGCAUCCUUGGGGGUGUGUUGAUCGUUGGCCUGAUGGUAAUUAUGGGUUCGCUUUAUGCGGCUGGGAAAGUUCACCCAGAUCACGGCCCUGGAAGAUGGGUUGUCAUUGUCUGUAUCUACCUGUUUGCUAUUGCGUUUAGCUUCACAUGGGCUAUUGGCUUUCGAACAUGGGUUGUGGAAAGUAUGCCGAGGCGGACGAGGAGUAGUGCUUCGAGUCUUGCUCAAAGUUCAAACUGGACUGCCAACUACAUCGUGGCGUUGGUAACCCCGGUACUGCUCGACAAGUCUUCAUUUGGUGCAUACUAUUUGUUUGCAGGUUGCAGUUUAGCGACAACUGUCAUGGUGAUUCUAUUUAUGGGCGAGACAAAGGGUCAUAGCUUGGAAGAGAUUGAGAAGAGACACGGAGAUAGGAAAGAGAAGAGCUUUCCGUUCAACUUGUAA
This is a messenger RNA of Fusarium venenatum, 1428 nucleotides long. RefSeq names its product general substrate transporter. The record is from RefSeq and is a predicted model, not a curated record. Gene Ontology annotation, cellular component: membrane. Gene Ontology annotation, biological process: transmembrane transport; carbohydrate transport. Gene Ontology annotation, molecular function: carbohydrate:proton symporter activity. Lineage: Eukaryota; Fungi; Ascomycota; Sordariomycetes; Hypocreales; Nectriaceae.